AUGCUAUCCGAUGACGUUAAAGUAGAAACGGUUCCAGUCAAAGUAGAAACGGUUGCAGUCGAAUUAGAAACGGUUCCACUCAAAGCGCCCGAUGGAAAUAUCCUCGAUCGACCUCAAUCUAUCGUGUGGCGCAUGGUUCAAGGCACACAUUUCUUAUUAGGCAGUCUUUGUUUUAUCGCUGGAUCUUGCUUUUAUUUUGCCGAUGUUAUUAAUAGAUAUCCUUCGGCACUGACCGUCGGUGCAUGGUUCUUCAUAGUCGGUUCAUCCUUCUUUCUACUUAGCGAUAUACAAGAUUGGUGGUACUAUCGAAUUGGUUGCUUGUUUGAUUGGAAAUAUCGAGAGGAAUAUGAGGCUUACAAUGCCGAUCUGUUUUCACACCCACGAUACAAGAUACUUGGUCGAUUGAAACGAGCCGAGGUUGGACUUAAUCUUUUGGCUUCAGUCAUUGGUUCAACUCUGUACCUUGUUGGAUCAAUACUAUUCUUACCGACUCUUUCAAACGGAUUAUUAGCCGGUGAAAUGUGUUUUAUAGCUGGCUCAGCUGUUACCUAUCUUUCUCAAGGCUGGAAAAUCUAUCGAAUAGCCUGCACAAGCAAUGUCGAUCGAUACGAUACUCGUUUUCGUUUAAACAAUUUAUUCCACGACAUCCCAGCAUUUGCCCUUGAUACCUCUAGCGGACUCGGGGCUUUCUUUUAUUUUAUCGGUACAAUUUUUUUCUUACCACAAUUUACUAAAACUGAUUUUGGUCUUGACAGAGCAGCAGGACUUUUUGUAUGUGGUGGAGUUUGUUUUACUAUUGCCGGUUUAAUACUUCAAUAUCGUCAUUAUUGUACUCGUCAUAAAUGA
Messenger RNA from Didymodactylos carnosus, 846 nucleotides. The record is from the annotation of a GenBank genome assembly. NCBI's taxonomy places the organism in Eukaryota, Metazoa, Rotifera, Eurotatoria, Philodinida, Philodinidae.